AUGGGAAGGUUUGGUUCAGUUGAUGGAUUCUGGCUUUGGUCUCUUUCUGGUAUGGGAGACUUCUCUGUCUCUUCUUCUAGAUCGUUCAUUGAUUUGAAGUCACUUCCGUUGUCUCCUUCAAUGACUAAUUGGUGCAAGUUGGUUCCCAUCAAGGUUAACGUGUUUGCUUGGUGUUUGGCUUUGGAUAAACUCCUUACUCGGAAGAACCUAGCAAACAGGAGUUUGGAUGUUUCGUCGAUACAGUGCCCUCGUUGUGAUUUUGACAUUGAAAACAGAGAUCAUCUGUUUUUUCAGUUGUCAUCUUUCUAA
Molecule: messenger RNA, 309 nt
Organism: Lactuca virosa
Lineage: Eukaryota; Viridiplantae; Streptophyta; Magnoliopsida; Asterales; Asteraceae
Source: the annotation of a GenBank genome assembly